CUCCAAGCCCGCUGACAAGAAUGGGCCGCCCAUGCAGGGUUGCAUAUCCUGCUUUCAGCCCCGAGAUACGCCUGUACAAUAGCGCGGAUCCUUCAGACCCCAGCAAGGUGGACUAAGCAAAACAAAGUAUAAGCAUACAAAGUAGAAAUCUACAGUGACGACAAUGGACGAUACGGGUCCGGACGAGCACAAAUCCCCCCGAAAGAGACAAUACGGCCGAUAAAGUCCGUGAAAUUGCCGACGCUCAUCGGCCUUCAGAGGUUGAGACCGGCGCUAGGGCAGCAUGUAUUUACACACACCCCAACUUGAGGCGGUAGUAACAUGCCCACAGGCCAUUAAUUACGAGUAACUUACCGUUUUGGGUGGCGGCUGCGAAAACAGUUUUAUCAAUCUAGGGCACUUCGGCUAGCCAACCUGGCACUCUCGGGAGCCCAUCUGCGGCUGUUCAACUUCCAAAACAAUGCCAUAGAGAGCCAACUUGUCAACAGACUCGCCGAGGCAGUCUUUUGAUUGGCCAUCCCGUUCAACAAGUCUGCAUCCUCCAGGCCCUGGCACUUUUCUGGCCCCCAUCAACCGCCUCGCUGGCGCUCUGUGUGUCUCGACACUAGGACUCACCUGGAUGAACAACCUCUCGGCCCCCCAAAGGUCCAGCCUCACCUGCACUCCCCCACCCCCUUGGGCUUAGCGGAUUUUCCAGCAUUCACCAGCGUUCGUAUGGAUACACAUCGGCUAGCAGGUGCUCAUUGAUUUAGCGGCCUGUCACCCUCCCCUCGUUCUCUAGCGUCCGCCUCUCCGCGGCGGCCUCGAAUCGGCGAAUGCGUGGCAGCUCCACGGACCUGUGUAUGGCUAUGUCUUUGCAAGUAUGAGGUUACUACCGACCAUCAGACGUUGUAUACCCUGCAUGACGAUGAUGAUGAGCACGACCAUUCAUACCUCCAGCUUCAGCUACCGUUUACCCCUCGCUUAUUUUCUUGCUCCCCAGCUCUUAUCACUAGGACUUCCGUGAUUCGACAUUGACAAAUGCAACAAGCAUGAUGUUUUAUCGACCACAUCCCUCAAUUAUGACAUGGCAGACUAAGCGUAGCCUUGCUGUCCACCCCGUCAUGUCCCGCAUCUCCCGCCUAGCCCAACCUUGCAAUUUCCCCUGAUGCAGCUCACGGAGGCCCAGCCCCAGCAUUGCCCUAUCGCCAAUCACCUCAAUCUGGUCUAGUUUACCGCCCUCAGAGGACACUUGUGCCAUCGAGAUAUUGCGCCAAAGCACGCCGCGCUGCUCUUUUCGGCCCGAAAAGCAGCCCUUUUCGAUAAACGUGGCAGACAGACCGGUACACCGCGCCUCAUUUCAACAGUAUUACCCCAUUAUCACGCUCACAACAUGGAUUGCCAAAUUCAGGGCUGCCUGAUCCGUCGGGUGGUUGCCUUGUAGGCUGCGCUUGCGCCCUCUCGCCCUGCGAUAUCUCCGUCACACACCACGGCUGCGUGCAGAAUGCCUUGUGGCCCCCAAUUCACAAAGGAGCCAAAGGGUACGCCACGUGAAUCUAACUGUGACAAUAAUAGACCUUUCGGUGAACUUCGACUACUUUGCACUAGUGGUAGAGAAUGCAUGUCUGACCGGUCCUGGUAGGAGACGUGGCGCUGGGUUACACAAGCACAUAGCUGAGAGCAAUCCAUAGCUCCUCUUUCCGCUUACCCGCUUCUUUCAAUUAAGAAAAGAACAAUAAACUGUACAAACAUCCACGAUUACAUAUUGGCAAUCAACGCUGCUGCAUCUGGUGGGUUUCCGGCUUUGAUCUGGUCACCAGAACAGACUGAACCACGUUUGAGCAUUUUCCCAUUGACGGUCGCCUCAUCAGGACCUGUUGCCUUAUUUCAGUCUCCCUAUAUGCACUAUAGAGGAUAUUUGUCGGCCGGUGAGUCUAGUUACGUAGGCGACCGACCAACAGGACCAUGUCACAAGGUCAAAGGUCAAAGGUCAACGACGGCGCGGCAGAUAUGACCGCACCUGUAUUCUACGGCAUUCCAUAUUCUGUGCCCAUGGAGUUUCACCAUAACAUACAUCACAUCUAUUUAUCAAAGAACGGCAACAAAUACCUUAAACUGCCCUACGCCCGUGGCGACACCUUGUCGCAACGAGUUCUCGCUGGACGGGCGAACAGACAGCUUGCAUUCACCACGAGAAUCGCCGUUUGCUUGGAUAGCUCUUCAAUCAAAUCACUAUUCACUGGCAAUAUUCAGUGAAUGAUCUCUGCCUUUGUUAACUCACAUGAUACUGAUUCAUCAGUUGAUCCCUCAGUGCCAAGUCCAACACUUUCUCUCAGGGUAUGUCUCUUUGCAAGAAUCGUUACUAGUCUUGAGUUUGAAACCAUGGAAAACGAAACUUCAGCACACACACCUGCCCAGGUUCCAGAACUGCCUACCAACCGCCCAUCUCCAACUGCCACCGAUGCAACAGAAUCACCACAACAAGUGUCUCCUCAAACACCAUAUAACCCGUUCGAGUCUCUUCAGACGCCCAAAGGAUUCUAUACACCUUCUUUUGUGCACAGCGCGGAAUCGUCCUUCGGUGUACCCAAGAAAUUCACAGUUCCAUGCGCCGACGAUGAACUCGACGAAGCUACCAGACGUCUGAAGGAUCUUCGCACCGGUACCUCGCCCGUGUUUCAAAAUACAACUAAAUCUCGACCCGAUAUCGGUUCAAAAAAUGUGUUGCCGAAACCGAAAGAUUGGAUUCAUACCCCAAGCUUCAGCUGGAGAUAUCCACUAAACCAAGACACUUCCUCCACCGAGCCGACAAGCAUCAGAGGCCGACAGAUUCCUGCCACUCAGUCGUCUCUGUGGCUCAACACACAGGUCACGCCUAGCCCUGUUUCACGACAUGGAUCUAAGAACAUGGAAAUGCAGGAUUCUGGACUCAAGUCUCAUUCGGGCUGGGACUCUGUAAGUUUUCGGCGUGAUGAUAAAACACCAUUCACUCCAAGCAUCUCUGAGCAUCAUCCACCAACGAUGUCGAAUCUUUCCAGUUCUACAGGACUACAAUUCAACGUCGGAAAUCAAUGGCCCUACCCAUGGCUGAAUGACGUAUCCAAGCCCGUAGCCCGUGGCGAAUCGAUCGACUCAGAGGGCAACACCGGGCGGCAACAGAUUAGCACCGCCUUACCAAACGUCGCAGCGGCGAGGGGCUUUCUUCCCAUGCAAGCUGUUGCCUACCCCCAAAGAAGUCUCUUGCCGCUAUCAUAUUCUGGAGCCGCCAAUACGGAGCUGGCCUUUCCUGUUGGCAAGUUUUCGUCACGCUACCAUGGAAUGCACACGGAAAACAAUGCGAGUGCAGACCAUAUACCUCCUGAGUUCAACUGUGCUUUAUGGUUGACCAAUCUGCCGCCUGAUGUCUCCAUUUAUGAACUUCUUCAGGUCAUUCGACACGUUGGUCGCAUUUGGUGCUCUUAUAUCAAUAAGCCUGAUCAUGUUACCCACCAGACUGCGGCAGCAAAGGUCGUCUUCUUCACACCAGACGCAGCUCAACGAUUGCUAAGCAUAUCAUGGACUCAAGGUCUCGUUAUUCGUGGCUACCGCAUCAAGGCUGGCCACAAUCGCAUCAAAUACGAGUCUCGUCAGCAAGUAGGACGAGCGUCACGAGUUCUCAUUAUCACGGGAGAUUCCAAGUUUGUGAAUGAGUCUACCUUGACGAAAUACUUUGAAGCCCGCUUUGUCUUUCAAAUUGAUGAAGUUCUGCAGCUGAUUAGCAACAAGACACGCGCAGUUGUUGAAUAUAGAUUCGGAAGUUAUCGAUGCCAGGCGCAAAUGGGCAAGAUGUCGCUUGAGAAAGAUCGGCCAGUAGGCUUUGAAAAAGUUGAAUUUGGAGAAGAUCCUUGCGAGACAGGAAUCGAGGAUGCUGCCUACCACAUUGCUGCCGACAGAAUUCGCGGGUUGGGCCUAUAAGAAUGCCAAAUUGCUCACCAACACACGAUAAACAAUAAAUUUUACGAAAAAAAGUAUCGAUUUGAUAAAAUGAAAAUAUUACAACGCUAGCUAUUAAGACUUUUUGAUUACAUACAAAUACAUGAUUUGGCUCGCUAUCAUCAUUCUUCUAAAUCUCCCCAAAACGCCUUCAGGUCAUCAGCUCUCCACUUGGUUCCCCAACCGGACUCCUUCUCGAUCUUGUCUAGUAGAUUUAUGAUGGCCUUGUGUUCAGUCGGAUUGCUCAUACAUCUACCUGCUAUCCAAAGUGGCUGGAUAGCAUUUGUCCAUGCCCCAUGGUGGUCAUUGGAAAUACUGAUGGCACAAACGCGACGAGCAUGCCAAAGAAUACUACGCGGCUUUGGUAGGGGGUUGCGACAUGCCGGUGGCUGAUUUUGCAACAUGAGGAGCGAGGCUGUGUGAUAGAGUUGAUUGCUUGAAAUGGCAGCAGGGUUGGAAAAAAUGAUGGUAGGAAAUGGAGCCGAAGGGUCGCUAGAGGGGAUGGUCAUGGUAGGGAGGAGGGGAGCAGGGCGCCGGUCUAGCCAGUCGCAUAUAUAGUGCCAUAGCUGUGUCCAUCGGCCCACGAACUCUGUAUUGGUCCACGGCAGAUGGCCGCGAUGAGACUUCUUCUCGUCGUCAGGGCGCUGUCGUGCUGCAGAUGAAUUAUCAGGCAUGAGCAAGUCGAUCACCUGAGCAAGCAGGUAGACGGAAUAGUUGGCCCAUCCACAAAAGUCAGCAACCUGGACAAAGGCGUGCGAAUCAGCUUCUAAAUCAGCACCAGAAGCCCAUCGAGAGAUAGGUAUGAGCGUUUUAAUUGAGGAUAUGAGCCCGCCACAGACAUCCAUACGGGCAAAACACCAGAACAAAGCCUGCUCAACGCCCCCCGAAAAGCCGUUGAUGCCGACCGCCUCCAUCAGGUUGGCACAGCCGUCUAGAUGACGCUGCCACGCCUUUGGGGAACAACUCAGCAUUUCUAGGACACAAAGAAUGACACAAGAUGCUAUGACAGCCGUGUCGCGCUCUGGAAGAUGAGGAAGGAGUUGAUGUAUAGCCUCUUGAUACAAGGACAAACUGCGGUUGGAAGUCAUGGCAUCGCCUUUGAGUUCCAUUUGGCGGGCAGAGAGUGCGAGAAUGGACAGGCGAAGAUGAGGGUGUUGGUGAGCCAUUGUGGGUAUUAUAUGCUGAAAAUGACGCUGAUUAUCAAACUUGUCCAGCCAUGGCGAUACUUCGUCAAACCAGUUGCGCCACAGCGUACAUUCUUCUAACGAAGGAAGAGCCGCGGAUUCUGGUUCGGCAGAAGAGAGACCAUCGGGGAUAGCAGAGAGGCGCUGUUGAGAAGAUGGAUCGGUGGAGGAUGCCGAGGCAGCAUCAUCUUGCGAGGCUGUAACGGAAGGAUUGGUGGAGUCGGGAUGAUGAUGGUGAUGAGGGGUGCCAGCUCGAGUGGGCACAGAGGAGCGGACUUCUUGGAUAAGGUGAUUUCGGAGAGUAGAAUGCCACUCGUGAUAGGCAGAUCCGGGUAGAAAGAUGCCAUCAUCGACAGAUGCUCCGUCUGGUGUAAAGACUUGCAUCGUCUGGAUAUAACCCUGAGAGAACGUGUUGAGUUGCAAGGUCGUUUGAUCGGGUGAUGCGAGCGGCUGUCCACCCUUGCGGAGGUACAGAAGACUGGCCACGGCGCUAUCAACAUGCCGGGACGAGACAGGAGACGCGUUGUCCCUGCUAUUUGGCGUUGCAGAAGAUGGUUCAGGCAGUAGUGGUGACCUUGCGUGAGAUGUCCGCGAAUCUACCGACGGAUGGUCACUAGGGGAUGGCAGCAUCAGAGAUGAUCUCGGCGCAUGCGGCUCUUCUGCGGGUGAGACGACAUAAUCGCGAAUGACUUCCUGAGUGACAUCUAGAAUAGAAUACUCGCUUGGCCUUGCCCUCUUGUGGGCUCGGGCCAUGGAAGGAUGUCGCGCAUCGAUGGUUUGGGCAUUCUCCUGGCGGAAGCUGAGGCGGACACCCCAUUCACAGGUCUGAUCUGCUCGCUCGCAGGCGCCGCAAGUCGGACGGCCCUCGUCGCAUUUUCUCUUCUUGCGGCGACAGUUGAGACAUCCUGUCCGUGUCCGGGUCUUGCGAGGCGCUGGAGGCGACGAUGUCAGCGCUGAGGCUGGAUGCUGGCUGGGACUGGCGCUGCGAGAGGCACCGGCGCGGGCAGGAUCUGCGCGCUUAGCAGAGCCGAUUGCUUUGCGGGCAGAUGGCAUGGGGAGCAAAACAGCCGAGCCAGGGGGCUCAAGAGAAGCUGGGGAAGCGUGCCAAUGGGGGCGAUGGCGGUGCUUAGAAUGGAAAGUUUGAGCGCAUGGCGGAGCACGCACACACAUCAGGCAAGGUUGUAUCCAGAAAUUAUGCAGG
Molecule: messenger RNA, 6336 nt
Organism: [Torrubiella] hemipterigena
Lineage: Eukaryota; Fungi; Ascomycota; Sordariomycetes; Hypocreales; Clavicipitaceae
Source: the annotation of a GenBank genome assembly